ACAGGCACCAGUUGAUCGGCAUGUAAAGGUCCGAUCCUGUCACUGGGUAUCCUUUUCACAAUUGGAUUAGCAACUGCCCUGGCAAUCUACUUGCAUUUUUCUAGAGAGAGAGAGACAGAGGUUUGCCUUACUUGCUCCGACAUAGAAACCCAUUCCACAGUGAUACUCCAUCAGCUCCGGCCGACUUUUCGUGAGGGGGAGACCAUCCAUAAGUAGCUCCUAGUUCUUUGUUUAGUUCGUCAGAAAAAAUCUUGCUCGUCUUUCGUUCAGUGCCCAGCUGUUGCCGAUAAUAAGUGAUUCACUGGUGAAUGAUUGUCUUUUGACUUUGUCGAGUAUUUUUACGUCAAACAGUUGAUUGAAAACAAAAAUCAAGCAACAAUUAUGCCAAGCAAUAAUUUCGGGUGGAGUUUGUCCGAUACUGUGGAAAAUCCUCGACGGACAGGCUUAGCUAAUUUCCGAUACAAGCUUCUACAAUACCAGUCUAAUGUCACGAGAUCCGAUGACGAUGAAGACCUGCCGACUAAGACCCAGCACCGUCUUGUAUCGGAUGAAACGACUGCAUAUGGACUAGUCAAUGGCCCGUCCGAUUUCCCAUUCAGCCGAUCGGUGAAACCCUAUUACGGACGCGAACCUUCCGUUUCUCAGUGGUCCGACAGUUGUUUCGGCUCCGAAUACCCAUCGCUCACCAGCACAGGUUCACCCGAGCCGGAAAUCCUUGAAAUGAACACAGAACGUGCGAGACCUUGGAUCAACUUAUCAGAAGCGAAUCAAUCGACUGGUUGGAUGGCGACGACGGACGACGUGCCUCGUACAUCGUCAGGACCGCCGUCGACGACGUCAACGGACGUCUGGCGGGGUUCCAUUCAUUACGCUAAGGCAGUGAUGGAACGUCGUGAGGGAGAGAUUUCCAGCUUGUUUGAUCAGCUGCACGAAAUCGAGGACGAUUUGACGUCGAUGAACAAUCAGGUCGGACAGGUCAGCUCUACACUGCAGCAAUGUAGCCAACGACGAAGGCUAGUUCGAGCACAGCAUGCCGCAUCAUCCCUUUAUCAAUCUCAAUCCGUCUCUUCUUUGCAUAGUCAGCAAAACUCAUCGCCCUUUUCUUCUUUCACGAGUCAACAACAAAGACGAUCAAAUUGCGCCUGGUCCUGCCGUAAUCUCGACAGUCUUACCGAAGACGAAAUGGCUGAUAUUGUUCAUCGACUUUUGACACGAAUCUGUGAAUUUACUCUGGCACGUCAAGAAGGCCGGAAAGAUAUUCCUUUAAUUGUUUAAAAGUAUUUACUUGACUGAGCGACUGAAUUCUUUUAAUUUAUUAUGGAGUGCAAAUUCUUGUUAAUUGAGCAACAAUAUUCGUGUUUCGUUUUCUACGCUGUUUCCUGUACGUUUUUUCAGUUAUGGCAUAACAAGUACCUGUGAGGCUGGUGGCCUGUCCAAAUUAGUACCCAACCAAAAUAAAUACCAUUCGAUGGUUGUGUCCUCAAUUUUCGCCCAUGACGUCAAAUGAAAAUCCUACAGACU
Molecule: messenger RNA, 1521 nt
Organism: Daphnia carinata
Lineage: Eukaryota; Metazoa; Arthropoda; Branchiopoda; Diplostraca; Daphniidae
Exons: 2
Coding region: 382-1275 (297 amino acids)
Source: RefSeq, a predicted model, not a curated record